AUGUUGCUCCAAUUCUCACCAACGAAACCCCUCUUUUCUCCACCCAAUCUCCGCCGGAAUUCACCCGCAUUCCUCGUUUCUCCGCCGAGAUCCCUCCGCAUUCGAGCCAUCGACGCCGCCCAGAUCUUCGACUACGAGACCCAGCUCAAAUCCGAGUACCGUAGAUCCUCUGCCCUCAAAAUCGCCGUCUUGGGUUUCGGCAAUUUCGGUCAAUUCCUCUCAAAAACCCUAAUUCGACACGGCCACGACCUAAUCACCCACUCCCGCUCCGAUUACUCCGACGCCGCCAGCUCGAUCGGCGCUCGAUUCUUCCAUAACCCUCACGAUCUGUGCGAACAGCAUCCCGACGUCGUACUCCUCUGUACCUCAAUCCUCUCCACAGAAGCCGUCCUCAGAUCGUUCCCAUUCCAACGGCUCCGUCGCAGCACGCUCUUCGUCGAUGUUCUCUCCGUCAAGGAAUUCCCGAGGACCCUCUUCCUCAAGUACCUCCCAAAGGAAUUCGACAUCCUCUGCACUCACCCGAUGUUCGGACCCGAGAGCGGGAAGACUUCCUGGUCCGGCUUGCCCUUUGUCUACGACAAGGUGAGAAUCGGAGACGAAGCUUGUAGAAACGAGAGGUGUGACAAGUUUCUGAGGGUUUUCGAGAACGAAGGCUGUAGGAUGGUGGAGAUGAGCUGCGAGGAGCACGAUAAGCACGCCGCUGGGUCGCAGUUCGUGACGCACACGAUGGGAAGGGUGUUGGAGAAAUUCGGGGUCGAAUCUUCGCCGAUCAACACCAAAGGGUACGAGACGUUGCUGGAUUUGGUGGAGAACACAUCCAGUGAUAGCUUCGAGCUCUACUACGGCCUCUUCAUGUAUAACCAGAAUGCUCUUGAACAGCUAGAGAGACUGGACAUGGCCUUUGAAUCCAUCAAGAAGGAGCUGUUUGGGAGAUUGCAUCAGGUUUACAGGAAGCAAAUGUUUGGUGAGGCGGCUCACUCCGCUAAGAAAACAGAGCAGAAAAUGCUCAACGAUGGUGGUGCUGUUCCGACCAAAGAGAGACCACCAUCAUCUUAA
Thlaspi arvense is the source of this 1056-nucleotide messenger RNA. The record is from the annotation of a GenBank genome assembly. NCBI's taxonomy places the organism in Eukaryota, Viridiplantae, Streptophyta, Magnoliopsida, Brassicales, Brassicaceae.